GGGAGUUGUAGUCGCCGGGGGCAGGCGCGGUCGGUAAGGAGACGUAGAUUUCCUUGGGGUCCGCUACUGCAGUUGGUUCCCGGCGGGAGCCAAGAGGAAUGGAAGCUUCCUGGCGCCAGGUGGCCGGUGGCCGAGGCCGAGCCCGAGGACGGGCCACCGCGGCCCCUUCUUCAGGAAAUGGAAUCCAUCUCCGCGGCGCCGGAGGAGGGCGAGAGAAGGGCUCAGUGGGCGCUGCGGGACCUGGCCCCAGCUCCCGAGGAGCCGCGACCCCUGCGGCUCCGGGUAGUUCAGCCAGGCGCAGCCCCGCGGGAUCUGAAGCCCUGCAGACUUCCGUAGCAUGUGCAGAGCUAAUGUCUCAAAGGAAAUUUGAGGAAAUCAAGAAGGCCAAUCAAGCUGCAGCCAAAAAACUUGUUGAAGAACACUUUAGCUCUUCCUCUGAAGAAGAAGGAGAUGAAGAUUUUGAAGGAAAACGGGGGAAAAUAGUUGCUAAUACAUUUACAAGUUAUACUACUCAGACAGAUGGAGAUAUGCAUGAGUUAGAGCGAACAAGACAGUAUGUCCAUGAAGCUUUCCAAGCAGGGGCUAUGACGUGCUUGAUUUGUAUUGCUUCGGUGAAGAGAAACCAAGCAGUUUGGAGCUGUUCAGGAUGUUUCUGUAUAUUUCACAUGCCCUGUAUCCAGAAGUGGGCUAAAGAUAGCCAGUUUCUGGUAUCUUCUCCUUUGACGGAUGACGAUUUUGGAAAGAGAGAUUAUCCUUGGCCAUGUCCAAAAUGUAGGUUUGAAUACAAACGAUCUGACACACCUAGUAGGUACUAUUGCUAUUGUGGAAAAGUAGAAGAUCCACCUCUAGAUCCAUGGCUUGUGCCUCAUUCAUGUGGCCAAGUAUGUGAGAGAGAAUUUAAACCUCCUUGUGGCCAUAAGUGUUUACUCCUCUGUCAUCCAGGUCCCUGCCCUCCUUGUCCAAAGAUGGUCACAACUACUUGUUACUGUAAAAAAGCAAAACCUAUACCUCGUAGGUGCAGUACUAAGGAAUGGUCCUGUCAGCUGCCAUGUGGGCGGAAGUUGCUUUGUGGACAACAUAAAUGUGAAAAUCCUUGUCAUGCAGGAAAUUGUCUGCCCUGUCCAAGAGUUAGUAGACAGAAGUGUGUCUGUGGGAAACAAGUAGCUGAAAGGAGCUGUGCGAGUCCACUGUGGCACUGUGACCAAGUAUGUGGAAAAACCCUGCCAUGUGGUAAUCAUACAUGUGAGCAAGUUUGCCAUGUUGGUGCUUGUGGAGAAUGUCCUCGAUCUGGGAAAAGGUUCUGUCCAUGUCAGAAGUCAAAGUUUUCUUUGCCGUGUACAGAAGAUGUACCAACUUGUGGAGAUAGCUGUGACAAAGUACUUGAAUGUGGAAUCCAUAGAUGUUCACAGCGUUGUCACCGAGGUCCUUGUGAAACAUGCAGACAAGAAGUGGAAAAGCAUUGUCGCUGUGGAAAGCAUACAAAACGAAUGCCAUGUCAUAAACCUUAUCUAUGUGAGACUAAGUGUGUUAAGAUGCGGGACUGUCAGAAGCAUCAGUGUAGGAGAAAGUGUUGCCCUGGAAACUGUCCACCUUGUGAUCAAAACUGUGGACGGACUUUAGGAUGUAGAAACCAUAAAUGUCCAUCUGUCUGCCACAGAGGCAGUUGUUAUCCCUGCCCAGAAACUGUAGACGUGAAGUGCAAUUGUGGUAAUACAAAGGUGACGGUGCCCUGUGGCCGGGAACGUACCACAAGACCACCCAAGUGCAAAGAGCAAUGUAGUCGACCACCAACUUGCCAUCAUACAAGUCAAGAAAAACAUCGCUGUCACUUUGGCUCUUGUCCUCCAUGUCAUCAACCUUGCCAAAAAGUUUUGGAGAAAUGUGGUCACUUGUGUCCUGCUCCAUGUCAUGAUCAAGCAUUAAUAAAGCAAAUUGGCAGGCACCAGCCUACAGGCCCUUGGGAACAGCCUUUGGAGCCAGAAUUUAUUCAGACUGCAUUACCGUGUCCUCCAUGUCAAGUUCCUAUUCCUAUAGAAUGUCUUGGGAAGCAUGAGGUGAGUCCACUACCAUGCCAUGCUGUAGGACCUUACUCUUGUAAGAGAGUAUGUGGACGAACCUUAGGUUGUCAGAAUCACACGUGUAUGAAAGAAUGCCACAAAGUAACUGAAAUUGAUACCUGCGUUGGCAAAAACAAGGCUGGCCCAGAAUGCCUUCAGUGUGAAGAAGGGUGCUCUAAAUCACGGCCUCUGGGUUGUCCCCAUCCAUGUGUUUUGCCGUGUCAUCCUGGAGAAUGUCCUCCUUGUGUUCAGAUGCUUAGAAUAAAAUGUCACUGCAAGAUCACAAGCCUGUAUGUGGAAUGUAGAAAGAUAACCACAGCGGAUGUAAAUGAAAAGAACCUCCUUAGUUGUUGCAAAAAUCAGUGUCCUAAAGAGCUUCCUUGUGGUCACAGAUGCAAAGAGAUGUGUCAUCCUGGUGAAUGUCCCUUUAAUUGCAACCAGAAGGUAAAACUUAGAUGUCCUUGUAAAAGAAUAAAAAAGGAAUUGCAGUGCAACAAAGUACGUGAAAAUCAGAUUUCAAUAGAAUGUGACACAACAUGCAAGGAAAUGAGGCGGAAAGCAUCUGAGAUAAAAGAGGCAGAAGCCAAAGCUGCUCUCGAAGAGGAAAAACGAAGACAACAGGCUGAACUGGAGGCUUUUGAAAACAGACUGAAAGGUCGUCGGAAGAAGAACAGGAAAAAAGAUGAAGUGGCAGUUGAGCUAACACUAUGGCAGAAAUACAGAUAUUAUCUCCUUCCAGCGUGUACACUUGUGGUUUUAGUGUUUGCAUGGUACAUAGUCCACGAUGAGGCUUAAAAACUUUUGAUCUGUUCAUAUACCUCAGAUUGGAUUUAGAUAAGUUGUUCACUCUGGAAUAUUAGGAAGUGUAUACUGUAGAACAUAUCUAUUCACAUUCCUCUCUCUAUUUUCUUCCAGCUGUUGUUAAAAGGACAGAAUGUUGAGCUUUAUCUUAAUUAGCAUACUAGAAGUGGCAAUAUAACAUUUUUAAUAGUAAAAGCAUGACUGAAAUUGUAAAAUAUCUCAUAAGCCAUAGCCAGUGGCAGGGUAACACGUCAGUUGUUCAUUGUGCUUCCUUGUGUUAACAUAGUUGUUUCACUUCCUGUUUCAAACCAACUUUCUUUUUUUUUGCAAAAUUAAGAUGAAACUGAGCCAUAUGUGCAGUAAAAGGACUGUGUCACAAUGUUUUGGUUACUUAUUAAAAGGUACUUUUCUUGAUCAUGGUUUCUUGAUCAUGUAACUUUGUACUUUAUUCUCUAAAAGACCUCUUAAAUUGUAACAUGAAGCUAUAUAAUUAGAUUCCAGAAAUUGGUUUAUUAGUGAGGAAUUUUUAUCAGUUAUUGAAAUAAAUUUUUAUGUAGUAGGUACCUCAGAGGAAAAUAUAAUUGUUUUUUAAAAAAAGCCAGGCUAGAUUCCUCACAUGUGGCUAUUUCUUGUGUAAGAAGCAUUUAACCUGAAGUUUGGCAUGUUUUGUAAAACUUGUAUGUGUCUUUUCAAAGUAAUAAUUAAAAAACCUGGUAUUUAUGAGCAAUAGAUGCUGAGCACAGGGCUUAUGAGCUUUAUAUACUUAUUCUCAUUUCUUCUUACCAUGAUCCUGUAAGUAGAUUUCAGCUGGAAGUAAUCAGUUCUUAUGAAAACAAGCUGAUAGAGAAAUAUCAGUAAGCCAAAUCUUUUUGAAUUGUCAUUUUAGAUGGUUUUGCUAUUUAAUUUUUGUAUGCUUAAUGUUUUCAUUAAAAUUUUUCAUACCAAAUUUGUAACCUAGAAUAUUUACUAUUAUCUAAUAGUAAUAAAAUUAGAGUCAGGAGCCUAUAAUUUUAGGCUAGGUGUUAAUAUCACUGUAUAAAAUCUCUAAUACUUGAUGCAAUACAUAAUUAUUGAUAGACACUAAAAAGUAUAGAAGUAUGUUUUAAACAAGUACAAAGAAGGCUUUCUAAACUUUGCUGACUUUAAUGCAAAAUUUUUUAAUGUUCUGUUCUUUCAUCUAGUGUUAGUGUCUAAAAUGAAAGGGCAGUCAUUCCUUUCAUUAUGGUAUUUGUGUUUUGACUUCAGAUUUUUUUUCUUUUAUACCUUUCUCAAUGCUAGAGUACCUGGGUUGUGUUUCAGAAGCUCUAAAUUAGAGCUGCUACACUCAAGUCAUUUCUUUACUCUAAAAUGAAUAUUAAAGACUGAACAACUAGGUGUCUACCUGGGGAGCUGUUUUCAUGUAUCUCAGAAUUUCGGCCUAAUAAACAAGCCUGAAGCCUGUUUCCUAUCUGUUUGUUGGGCUUCUGUUCUGGCUAGUUUUCUUUCUAAUUUGUGGGGAAGAAUUUAGUGAGCAGAGAGAGGAGAUUGAAUGAAUGAAUAAUAAGUUAAGCUGUUUACUGUUUUUUAUUUGCUUCAUUAAUUUACCUAAAGUUACACACUAUUUAAUCAACAGACAUGUUUCCUGUGUGGUAGGUACUUUGUAGGUACUAGAGAUAACCCUGAUCCUUUCUCUUGGGGAGCUGGUAAGGAGCGGAAGAGGGCAGGCAGGAAAUAGAUACUCAAUACAAUAGACAUCCUUUCGUGUGUGAUAAGUGGUGUUUAAAAAUGAAAUGGUACAGAAAGUGAUGAAAAAGGGGGUGAAAGGUCACUAGCAGCUUUAGAUUGGGAAAGUCCUGCUGAGAUGGGGACAUCCGAACUAUGACCUGAAUGAUCUCCAUUUGAAGAUCUGAGGGAAAAGUCCAUGAGGGAGGGAAAGUAGCAGGUACCAAGUCCGGAAGCCCCAUAGACCCUGGUGAGGAAUUAGGGUUUAUUCCAGUCACAGUGGGCGGUGUUGGAAGGUUGUCAGUGGGGGAAUAGUUGCUGUCCUUAAGAUGACUCGCUGCUGGCUGCUGGUGGAGACAAGACUGUAAGGGGCAGGGGAGGGAGGUGGGUUGGGAGGCAGCCCAGGCUGGAGGUGCUGCUGAGGCUGGGCUCUAGUUCCCCACCGCCCUUGAAUGCCCUUGAAUGCCCUUGAAUGAGUAGCAGGUGUGAGGAAGCCCUGGAAACAGCUGUGUGAUGAGUGGAAGGGGAGUGAAUGAGACAGGAUAGAGGAAAUAAGUUCUUUAAGGUCAAAAUGCAGUUCAGUUGGGCCUAAAUAUAUACAUGAAUUUGUUCUGAGGGAAAUAAAGCAGUACCUUUUGGCCUUUUUUGCUUCAAUCUGAACCAAUUAGAGAAGGACUGAAAAAGUUAGCAAAUAGCCACUAGGAACGACACAGAUAAAAUUGUGAAUGUGUUGGCCUUAUCAAACUCCUCCACUUUGUGUCAUUGUAAAAGUUGGAUGAGCUUACUAUUUGAAAUUUGGGGCAUAUUUAUGUUGAAAUUUUUAGUUUUUCAGCUUGAACUUUUAGGGAUUGAUCUAAAAAGUGUUUCUGUUUCAAUUUCCCUAUUCAAGUCCA
Zalophus californianus (California sea lion) is the source of this 5452-nucleotide messenger RNA. It is a transcript of the gene NFXL1, whose product is annotated as nuclear transcription factor, X-box binding like 1. NCBI's taxonomy places the organism in Eukaryota, Metazoa, Chordata, Mammalia, Carnivora, Otariidae. Bases 99 to 2852 code for a protein of 917 amino acids. The transcript has 23 exons. Gene Ontology annotation, cellular component: nucleus. Gene Ontology annotation, molecular function: RNA polymerase II transcription regulatory region sequence-specific DNA binding; DNA-binding transcription factor activity, RNA polymerase II-specific; zinc ion binding. The record is from RefSeq and is a predicted model, not a curated record. Gene Ontology annotation, biological process: regulation of DNA-templated transcription.